CUGGGGCUGCAGUGAGCACAGGCAGACGGUAACGGGACUUUGCGAUAUCCAGAAAGAGACUUAUCGUCUGCUCCAGUCCACCGUAACGUUGGAGAGGAUAAUCUGAAUUUUGAAAAAGUCUUUUUUUCGAAUAAAAUGGGACUGUGGACCAUUUUAGUCGUCGUUUGCCUGCCUUUUGCUGUAAUAAGCCACUCGCACACAUCGCCUCAAGCAAGUGGUUCUAACCCUCCGAAGGACAGCGUUGGUCCCCUGAUACCGAUUGACCAUCAAAGAUGUCUGGCCAUGACGAGACAGACACGUUACGUGACGCUACCCAUGCCUUACCUGUGUCGGCCGGGCAAGGCCGGAGGUAUACCUGUACCUGACAAGAUGACGUCACAGGUGGCAGUGGUCCUCUUCGGGUUGCAUUCGGAAGGAUUUCGUCUGUGCCAGCAUGAAAUACGAGUUCCGAUGCACAGGUACAUCCCCGUACCCGUGUGCUGUCCAGGUUGGGCCAAGGAUCCGGUCGGCGGAUGCACCAUCUCUUCAUACCUUAUGAAGAAGGGUUUCUGUCUCAAUGGUGGAAUACCCGUGAUGAAGAAUGGUCCGCCAACAUGUUUGUGCGCGCCUGGGUUCGCUGGUCCAAUCUGCCAGUUCAAGAACCAGGCUACAUCACAAUCUGGGCCGCAAUCGAGGAACGCAAGACCCGUGCCUUUCGUCAAAACAAUGAUGCCAAUAGCGGGUGGCCCAAUGGGACGACCUCCUUUCAGACCUCGAUACCAACUCCCCACCGGCAUGAAUGGUCCUAUGCAGGGGACACCGCCCAUGGCAAGACGUCCUUCGAGAAUACCUCCACCGGCUAGACUGCCAGUUCCACUGAAGCAGAUGGGAGGAAAACCGGCCAUGAUGAAUGCCAACAACAUGCCCAUGCCCAUGCCCAUGCCCAUGCCCAUGCCCAUGCCCAUGCCCAUGCCCAUGCCCAUGCCUGGCAAUGCUCGUCAGAUGCCGCAAAUGAUGCCCAACCGUCGCAUGCCCCCGAUGCCCCCGAUGCCACACCGCAACAUGAUGCCAAACAACAGAAUGAUGAUGCCAAACAGAAGAAUGAUGAUGCCAAACAACAGAAUGAUGAUGCCCAACAACAGAAUGAUGAUGCCAAAUAACAGAAUGCCAGGACGCCCUGGAAUGAGGACACCAAUGCAGUAUGGAGUCAUGGUCAAUAACAGAAUCCCGCAAACUGGUCGAGUAUCCCCACACACUGUGCGACUCCCACUCAGUCCAGCUCAGAUGAUGAGAGCUCGCGUCUCACCCGACGGACUGUCCAUCCUCAUCCCAUGCAGGAUGAACCCUCGCAUGUUCCACAUCAUCAAUCUGAGAAACCCUGUUAACCCUGGACAGCUUGGGCCGAACCAGCGUCUUCACCCAGCAGUGCUACAGAGAAUAAUAGCAGAAAAGGCGAAACAGUUCACGGGCAUUCCCAACACCCUGCCGCCAAAGAUUAUGUCUCAGGUAUCCCAAGUGAUAAGCAGCGCCAGGAAGAUCAACCCAAUGAUCAACCCUGCGGCCAUCAACCCAGUGCCCUCACCUAACUACCCUCGCCCGGUAGUGGCGCCGCCCGUUGUUCUGUCGAGGAGACCCGGAGUUCCAUUUCCAGAGAGUAGGCCACAGAUUCCAAAGAGAGUCCAGAUGAUGAUGGGAGAUACCAGUGGACGGGACAGAUGUCGGCAGAUCCUCGAGAUGGGCGUGACUCGGUGUUUUAGAGAAGCGGGAAUCAUCGCCGCACCCAGUGACCUGUUCAACCCGCAGAAUCCAGCACUAGCCGGCAGAAUAUGCGGCAUCGGUGGACGCGUUGGCCCGUGCAUCAUGGCGGGGGAGACGGCGUGUGGGGGAGGAAUGAGGAUCAUGCUUACCAGACGGAUGUUGUCCCAGCUGCUUGGUACCAUCAGCAGUUUCUGUCAGUCCUCGCGAGGAAACAUAGGUCAGUCACCAGUUAGAGGAAGAAUGCCGCCGGGACCAAUGUUUCGAAAUAACCCACAGCAGACGAGAUUCCAGCCAAUGAAUCCUGGUCUCCAGAGACCCACCAACAUUCCACAAAGAGGCAACAUGAUCCCCGACUCAAACAUGUCCCCACCAGAUAUGGACAUGCCCAGAGAACAGAUGCCUACAAGCAAGUUGGGAUUCCAAUCUGGUCCCAACAACCCACCACCGAGUGGGAUCGAUGAUCUGGAGAGAAGUAUGCCGAGCAACAUGCCAGACCUCCCCCAGCCUAGCAUGCCCAGCAACAUGCCAGACCUCCCCCAGCCUAAUGUGCCCGAAGAACCAAGGAACAUCAUCACCGAUGGAAUAAACAGUGAGGUCGCGCAUCCUGAAUAUGCCCCACCUCUAGGUCAAAUGGACGAUUUCAAUCUCGAGGGAGAGCUGCGUAACCUCGUCAUAGACCCGACGCUGGAGUGCCUCAAUGGAGGAGAGAUCGUCCCGGAAGAAGGGGUGGCCAUCUGCAUAUGCCCGGUUGGGUUCACGGGGGUGCAGUGUGAGACACAAAUAGAAGAAAUUAUCUCACCAGAGGAACCAAUACCAAUUAAUGCACCAGAGGAUACCCUAAAUGAAGAAGUGAAACCAACUGAAGCGGUUCCAGCGCCCGAGGAUCACUUUGACCCAACUCGUCCAUCACGACUGGAUGUGAAAACAGAAACUGAACUGGCACACCAAGGGCCGAACGAGAGCCCCAGACCGAUGCACGAGACUCCAAUGGAACCGGCGCUGCCCUCAGCAGACGACAUCAACAGAGUCGUGGACAAGGAGCGCGUCGUGUCUGACGCCGCGUCGCCGUCUGCCCAGGCGAAGCCCUCCGAGUCGUCGCUGGACUACAGCAAGAAGGAGAGUCUGGAGGUGGCCGGCUUCCCGCUGUGGAUGAUCCUCGCCAUCGCCCUGGGCUUCCUGCUCGUGCUCUUCGUCGUCUGCCUCACGCUCUGCCUGUGCAUCAGGUGCAGGAAGACGAAGAGCGCCGAGAUCACGCAGAUGCCAGAGAAGCUUCCCAUCCCGGACACGAUGUUCACGAUAUCGGCCAUGCCGCCCAAGUACGAGUCGCAGGGCAUCCACCCGCUGUCGUACGAGGAGGCGAAGGGGGAGACGAUCUACGCGGUGGUUAAGAAGGACAAGAAGGAAGAGGAGGGAGGUGAGAAGGAGGAGGGCGACAAGGACAAGAAGGAAUCGAAGGAGGAGGAAAGCAUAAAUGUCUGAGGUAAGAGUGACUAUAAACAUUGAUUU
This is a messenger RNA of Gigantopelta aegis, 3243 nucleotides long. Its product is annotated as nuclear receptor coactivator 6-like. Lineage: Eukaryota; Metazoa; Mollusca; Gastropoda; Neomphalida; Peltospiridae. The transcript has 12 exons. The record is from RefSeq and is a predicted model, not a curated record. Bases 136 to 3216 code for a protein of 1026 amino acids.